This is a messenger RNA of Myxocyprinus asiaticus (Chinese sucker), 3557 nucleotides long. RefSeq names its product N-acylsphingosine amidohydrolase 2 (gene asah2). The record is from RefSeq and is a predicted model, not a curated record. Gene Ontology annotation, cellular component: extracellular region. Gene Ontology annotation, biological process: sphingosine biosynthetic process; ceramide catabolic process; long-chain fatty acid biosynthetic process. Lineage: Eukaryota; Metazoa; Chordata; Actinopteri; Cypriniformes; Catostomidae. Gene Ontology annotation, molecular function: N-acylsphingosine amidohydrolase activity.
AUGCCCGCUUCCCAUGCUGGAGAUGCUGGUUUAAAUCCCGCUCGGAGUGUGUCCAGCAGGACUGGGUACACAUGCCUGGCUGGCUAUUUUCAGUACACCAUCUUUAUGAUCACCAGUAAUGGCUACAUUAAACCAUCCAUAUGAGCCAUUGUUGAUGGAAUAGUGAAGAGCAUUGAUAUUGCUCAUAGGAAUAUGAGACCUGGACGAAUUUUUAUAAACAAAGGACAAUUAGACGACAGCAACAUAAACAGAAGCCCACACUCUUAUAUGAACAACCCAGAAGAGGAGAGAAACAGGUAUGAAUUUAACACAGACAAGCAAAUCGUGAUCUUGAAAUUCACAGAUAUGGAUGGGGACGGUAUGGGCAUGCUCAGCUGGUUUGCUGUUCAUCCCGUCAGUAUGAAUAACACCAAUCGCAUGAUGAGCUCAGACAACCUCGGCUAUGCCUCCUAUGCCUUUGAGCAGGACAAGAACCGAGGCUUUCUACCAGGGGAGGGUCCAUUUGUAGCAGGCUUUUCUUCCAGUAACCUUGGAGAUACAUCCCCCAACAUUCAUGGCCCCGUCUGCUUGAACACGGGCGAGAAGUGUGACUACCUUAACUCCUGCCCCAUUGGUGGAAAAAAAAGCAUGCAUGCUUUUGGACCGGGCGAAGACAUGUUUGAGAGCACCAGGAUCGUUGGAGAGAAUAUGAUUAAAAAGGCAAAAGAGCUGAACAGCAGUGCACAACAGGAGUUGCACGGUCCCAUCCAGGGCGCACAUCAGUGGGUCAACAUGACAGAAAUGGUCCCGUUUAACUCCACUCAUACAGGACGGAAAUGCAAACCUGCUCUGGGUCACAGUUUUGUUGCCGGAACAACAGACGGAGGCGGAGAGUUCAACUUCGUACAAGGGGAUACAGAUGGAGACCCCUUCUGGGACAGCAUAAGAGAUGCGCUUGUAUCGUCCAAACCCAUCCUGUUUAGCACGGGCGAGAUGGACUCACCACUCCCAUGACAUCUAGCCAUUGUGGACGUUCAAAUCAUCACUAUUGGCUCUUUAGCCAUAGUUGCGGUCCCAGGUGAAUUUUCCCUUAUGAGAAAUACCUUUUGUUCGGCCGAAUGCGUGCUGGACAACAGCAGCGCGAGCACAGGCACUCGAGUGUGCGCUCAGGGAAUCUACGUCUCACAGGGAGAAAUCGCAUCUGUCACAUUUGUCUCUGGAAACCCGAGACACUCAGGAGAUAUUAGAGAUAAGACGUUUGUCAAAGUGGGGAGAUUUCACAACACCACAGGCAUGUGGGAAGUAGUUCACACAGAUGCAUCGUGGGAAGCAAGAUUUCACUGGAUAAAAAGAAACCGUGGCCUGAGUAACGCGACAGUGGGUUGGCACAUCCCUUACUCAGCACAGACAGGAACGUACCGCAUUCAAUUCUUUGGACACUGCAAACAAUCUGAUGUCAUCACAGCAUAUACGGGCACUUCAGAUGACUUUAAAGUCACCAGGAGUUUUUACUACUUUUGAUCAGUGUAUCACUGAAGGAGAAUGUUGGAUGCUGAUAGAAGGUGUUGUUUAAAGCAACAGUUAAUGGCACCAAUUAAAUUAACUUGUUUUUUUUGACUUGUUUGACUUGUUUGAUAUGUAAGGUGAAAUGAUUGUUUCAUAAAUUAUAAAGUAGCCUAUGUUUAUUAAACAGAUAGUUCUGGUCCUGAAUGCUGAUUGGUCAAUAAAGCGUUCCAGCUGUGCUUAAAAGCGCUAUAUAGUAAAAGCAAUGAUGUGAAACACCUGUUCACCUAGCUACUAUGUGUAUUACUGUGCAGCACCCAUACUGCCCUGCAAAGGCAAAAUGCAGUUACUACACAAAAUUGAGUUAUGACUGAAAUCGGGUCUCUUAAGUGGUUUUCAUACUGGCUACGUUUGCUACAGUCCGAAUCUGAGUGUGAUUAUUUCCGGUGCCCCCUGCAGCGUUGCUCUGCUUUAGGACUCACUUAUGAUUCUGUCGAAAUCUGCCACAUUUCCGUACAUCUGGCGUCAUUACAAAAGCGCACUGUGCACAUGCUUUGUGUGUGUGUGUUUUUUUUUAUUAUUAAUUUUGUGCCAUUAUGUGCCCCAGAGUGAACAACACUUGUGCUUCUGUGCAUCGCAUGCCGUAAUUCAGUUCAUGUCCAACAGAAAGCGACUAUAUCUGCUACUCGCAAACGGUCUUUUUUGAGGAGACAACUGGUUGCGAGCAAUGCAUUUGAAGCCCUGCUUAUGUUCCCCUAUCACUCAUGGUGCACAUGUAUGUGUUUUUGUGCAACUGAUGUUGUCAUGCUUAAAUUGGCAAAAAAUGAAUGCACAAGUUAUUUUACUUUCUAAACAAGCGCUGACCCUAGUACAGGUUGCGUUCUCACUCAUGCGAACCGUGCCACAGUUCCAUUGCAACCGAUCUCAGACCACUUCCUACAGUCUUGGGUGUGGUAUUAUAAUCAACAUCUUUCAUGUCACACAUUUUUUUAUACAGAGUGUCUAUUUGCACCCUGGUGUAAAUAGCAUCUGCCACACAGUGCAGCUAUUUGCACCCCAAUAGUCUGGUGGAACCAGAGAAAUAUAUGAUAAAGUAAACAAUAGAUGUCGCUGCAGUUGCAUGGAUUGUAAAGAUGGUGUGAGAAUUCUCUAUGUACUGCUGUUCUAGUGAAUCCGCAUUUUGUCCCACUCUUUGCCCCAUCCGAUUUCCUAUUUCCACGCUUAAUAUUUCCUUUAAUACUACUUAAUAUAAUUGAUAAAAAAUCAAAUAAAUGUUGAUUUCAUCACAGUGAUUUGUCACGGUGAAUGUCGGGGAGUGCAGAGAAAGGUUUGAUCCUGAGGAGGGGUUCCCGCGGUUCGGCUUCGCUUGUGUGUAGAUUGCAUCACCUUUAUUACUAAUAUUGUAGUAACCAUGUUUUUUUUUGGCAGAAACCAUAGUUUUAAUGCAAUUAACCAUGGUGUUAGUGCAGUAAUAUGGUGGUAAUAUAGUAAUCAUGGUCUAUUUUGUGAUUGCUGUAAAUUUACAAAAAAAUGCCUUGGUGAAACCAUGGUUAAAUAACCAAGUUAUUUUUUCUAAGGUAAGGUUAAGGUUAGGUUUAGGGGUAGGGGUUAAUGUAAUGUGUCUGUGACUGUAAAUAAAAACAAUAAACAUACUGCAGUGAUGCCCAUGUACUGUAUGUUAGUAUUUAAAUAUGGGUGCAAAUAGUAUCUGACACUGUUUGCACCAGGGUGCAAUUAGUAUCUACCAUUAUUUGCACCAGGGUUGGGGUGCAAAUAAUAUCUGCCACUAUUUGCACUGGGGUGUAUAUACCAUUAUUUGCACCAGGGUGCAAGUAGCAUCUGCCAUUUUUUUUAUAUGAGCAGUACUCUGAUUCGGGCUAAACUGACAGUGUGAAAUCCCUAUUUGACUAUGAUCUAACCUGUGACAGAUGGGUUUUGCUCAGCAAUGCUCAGAUUCAGAGAAAAUGGAGUGAGAUGACAUAAUAAUGUUUUCUGUUUCAGUGUUGUUGUAGUUACUGUAUAUCUCGGUUCUGCAGUUGGUUAGUAUUGUUAACAUGAGUAAAAUAUGUCUUCUA